This is a messenger RNA of Cydia pomonella (codling moth), 6415 nucleotides long. RefSeq names its product bumetanide-sensitive sodium-(potassium)-chloride cotransporter (gene NKCC). The transcript is spliced from 20 exons. Gene Ontology annotation, molecular function: sodium:potassium:chloride symporter activity. The coding region runs from base 485 to 3655 and encodes 1056 amino acids. Gene Ontology annotation, biological process: sodium ion homeostasis; chloride transmembrane transport; potassium ion import across plasma membrane. Gene Ontology annotation, cellular component: membrane. NCBI's taxonomy places the organism in Eukaryota, Metazoa, Arthropoda, Insecta, Lepidoptera, Tortricidae. The record is from RefSeq and is a predicted model, not a curated record.
AAACAUGAUGGCUGCGGGAAGGCUCGCUGGAACUGGAAGAAAUCUUGUCAUAACUAGAACGAAGAUUGUUAAUUAAAAGUGUCUGGUGUAAGGGCGAGUUGUGGGCUUAUAUAGGGUCGCUGGAAGGCUGCGUCGUCUUUAGCGGUCGUCGCUAGCAGCCGACCGGACGCGCUGCGGUGCCGCUCGUUUUAGCCGCAACAUCGCGAAACGGAACGCCGGUGCGCGAAUAAAAACAAUAGAACAUCAUAAAAAAAAUACAGAUUAAUUAUUUGAUUUGUGACUGACUGUGUUUGUGAAGUGAGUUUUUAUUGGAAUCGGAAGUUUUAAUUGUCUGUUCCCAAAAGAUACGUUUUAAGGUUAAGGGAUCAACGAACUAUGUGGUUGCACAAGGCUGCUACUGAGAUCUUCAAACUGUACGCCCUUAAUACGUACAUAACGCCUUGUCGAUAGUCCACCGGCGAAAGAGACUAUUCAAACAGUCAAAAUGGAAGAAAACAGUCCUAGAUUUACAGUAUCGACCGUGGAGCCGGAGUCAAAGAAGAAUGGCAUCCACAUGGGAGCUAGCAUCAUCUCUCGACCCCUGCGAUCCUCAGCGGAGACGGCUGAACGUGGAGUUGCUGUGGUCGCACCUAAUAGCCAACCAGACACAUGGCUACAUGAUGCCGGAUGGCGUCGGAAGCGAUCUUUGGCGCAGCUCACGAGGGAAGCGUUGCCAAGAAUGGAGAACUACAGGAAUUCAAAAAGGGCGCUUAAGAGGCCGAGCUUGGGUGAGCUACACGGGGAUCAUCUCAUUACUGAAGAGGACGAGAGGGACACGAAGCGCGACACCAAGUCACCGACGCCGGCUAUCGGAAUUAAAUUAGGAUGGAUCCAAGGCGUACUCAUACCAUGUCUCCUCAACAUCUGGGGCGUGAUGCUGUUCCUGCGCAUCUCGUGGGUGGUAUCGCAAGCGGGCAUCGGCCUGUCGCUGGUCAUCAUCGCCAUCUCAGCCGUCGUGUGCGUCAUCACAACACUAUCCAUGAGCGCUAUAUGUACCAACGGCGAGGUCAAAGGAGGUGGCAUCUACUACAUCAUCUCCCGCUCUCUCGGCCCCGAGUUCGGCGCGUCCGUCGGCAUUAUCUUCGCGUUUGCCAACGCAGUAGCGGCUAGCAUGAACACCAUAGGCUUCUGCGACUCACUGAACGACCUAUUAGGCCCGGGCGGGGGCAUCUUCUCGGACAAGAUGAAUGAUACAAGACUGAUCGGCAGCAUAGCUCUGCUGGUCAUGUGCAUUAUUUGCGCGGUUGGCAUGGAUUGGGAGAGUAAGGCUCAGAACUUCCUGAUCGCAAUCAUCAUCGCUGCAAUAGUGGACUUCGUGGUCGGGACACUCAUGGGACCACAAGAUAACGUGUCCAUCGCGCGCGGCUUCGUGGGACUCAGCGCGCAAACGUUCAGCACCAACUUCUACCCGGAUUGGCGGUUCAGCGAGGGCCUGAACCAGGACUUCUUCAGCGUGUUCGCUAUCUUCUUCCCGUCGGUCACCGGCAUCCAGGCCGGUGCCAACAUCUCCGGCGACCUCAAGGAUCCAGCGUCAGCUAUUCCGAAAGGCACGCUGCUAUCCCUGCUCAUUUCCAUGAUAAGCUACGCCCUGAUGGUCCUGUUCUCCGGCGGUGGCGCACUGCGAGAUGCUAGUGGCAACUUAACCGAUCUUAUUCUAGAAAAUGACACAUUUAUAGACCUGGGAACCGUCUCUGACUGUGCCAACACAGGUGGAUGUCCGAAUGGACUACACAAUGAUUAUUCAGUUAUGCAACUGAUGUCAGCAUGGGGCCCCCUGAUCUACGGCGGCUGCUGGGCGGCGACGCUGUCCACCGCGCUGACGAACCUGCUGUCAGUCCCGCGGCUGAUCCAGGCGCUGGGCGUCGACCGCAUCUACCCUGGCCUAAUCUUCUUCUCCAAGGGCUACGGGAAGCAUGGCGAGCCUUACCGAGGAUACGUGCUCACUUUUUUGGUCUCACUUAUCUUCUUACUUAUCGCUGACUUGAACACCAUCGCGCCGCUGAUCUCCAACUUCUACCUGGCCUCAUACGCGCUCAUCAACUUCUGCACCUUCCACGCGGCACUCGUGCGCCCGCUGGGCUGGCGCCCUACUUUCAGGUUCUACAACAUGUGGAUAUCGCUAGCCGGGUUCCUGAUGUGCGUGGCCAUCAUGUUGCUCAUCAGCUGGAAGAUGUCUCUCAUCACCUUCGCCAUCUUCCUGACGCUCUAUCUUAUCGUACAUUACCGGAAACCAGACGUAAACUGGGGCAGCAGUACCCAAGCUCAGAUGUACAAGACGGCGCUCUCGAGUGCGCACAACUUGGCCCGCACCGGGGAACACGUGAAGAACUAUUGGCCGCAGCUAUUGGUGCUGGCUGGUCGGCCGCAGGCUCGCCCGGCGCUUAUAGAUCUGGGCCAUCUCAUUACAAAGGCUGGCUCGCUGAUGAUUGUUGGAGACGUAACGCAGGGUAAGCUAUCCUAUAAGGAGCGCAGCGCGCGCGCCCACUCCAACGACGAGUGGCUCCGAGGGCGCAAGAUCAAGGCGUUCAGCGCCAGCGUACACGGCUUCAACUUCGAGCAGGGUGCGCGGGCACUCAUACAGGCUGCUGGAGUUGGCCGGCUGUCUCCUAAUGUCAUGCUCAUGGGGUACAAGGCGGACUGGGCCACGGCGCCCGCCAGCGAUCUUGAGGCUUACUUCAAUGUGCUACACACGGCAUUCGAGAACCGUCUAGCCGUUGCGAUCCUUCGCGUGGCCGGCGGCCUGGACUACGGGCCGGUGACGGCGGAGGACGCGCCGGUCACAGGCCUCACGGCCACUUCUAGCGGCAGUGGCGACCUCCGGGUGCGCUCGCCUAAUGUCAUGAUGCACGCCGACUCCGACCUCGACAUACGGGGGGAUUCACAGCCUUCCAGCAGGCAUAAUCUGCAGAGUUUGUUGACUAUGACAACUUCACGAUCGUUCACUAUUUCGGAGGGCAAAGAGAAGAAGAAGCCAAUGGAUAUCCAUCGGCAAAUCGUCUACAAGGCAUCCAACGGCGUGGAGCUCUCUAAGGAUCAGCUUUCACAGAUGACCAUUUUCCAGAAGAAACAGGAAUCAGGUACUCUGGACGUGUGGUGGUUGUACGACGACGGUGGUCUGACUAUCCUUCUGCCGUACAUCCUGUCGCAGCGCACGGCGUGGUCGCACUGCAAGCUGCGAGUCUUCGCGCUCGCCAACCGCCGCCACGAGCUCGAGCUGGAGGAGAGGAACAUGGCGAACCUGUUGUCGAAGUUCCGUAUCGACUAUUCAUCACUGACGAUGGUGCAAGACAUCACCGAAGCUCCACAGCCGGAGACGAAAAAAAUGUUUGACGACCUCGUCGCCAAAUUCGCUGACAACACAAACGAAGAAUCUCAAAUAAGCGAAGUGGAACUUCUAACUUUAGCCGAGAAGACGAACCGACAGCUGCGGCUACGGGAGCUGCUGCUGGAGAAGUCCAAGGACGCCAACCUCGUAGUCAUGUCCCUGCCGAUGCCUAGGAAGGGUUCGGUGUCAGCUCCGCUGUACAUGGCGUGGCUUGAGGUGUUGAGCCGCGACUUGCCCCCGAUGCUGUUCGUGCGAGGCAACCACACGUCCGUCCUCACCUUCUACUCGUAGACGAUCAACGCACAAAUUUUGUGAAAAGACAUAAUAAUAAUAAUCCUUAAACCUCUUUAUUGCGCAAAAAAGUAAAGAUAAUGAAUUUUUUAAAGAAACACUAUCCCAGUGAAUAUUUAAUGUGGGAGGGGUUUACACGAAUGGGCAGAGCGUCUUUUAUAGAAUAAUAUGUCCUUAGCCUCGAAAUCAACUCUAAAAUUAAGUCAACGGCGCUAGACGUGGGCGACGUGGACGACCACCUAAGGCCUCGUGGUCCAAGAGCCUCGCACCUCAAAUACGUAUAACUCGAACGCAACGUACAAAUUAUUCGUUAUUUCUUGUGUCACUGAAGGACCUCGCUAAAUGUAUAUAAUUUGAUGUGGGCCACUGUGACCAUGCUCACAGUGGCCCACGUCAAAUUUUGGUCUUGCCUCGCCGCUGCCUGUAGGUAACCAUCACUGGAACCGUUUUAGAAAAAUUAUUCGCUAGGUACACUGAUGCUGCCAGUUUUGUCGGCUUUUGUACGUUAAAUCUUAUGGAGUAAAAUUAGUUCCAACAGCUGUCGAUAGCAUUAAUGUUUGACAUUCCAUAAGAUUACGUGUGUUUGUGACAAUCAGCGCCACUUGUCCCUCCAACGACUUCGCACCUUGCCAUGAUACUAUCAGUAGCAAACUUUAAAAUGACCUUUAUAACUACGUAGGGGUAUAUUAUACACAGGUACCCUACAAAUUUCACAUAAUACGUGUGUUUCAAAGGACGUUCUCUUUUCCUUUAUGUUACUUAAAAAGUACAAUACGCGAAUAAACUCUAUAUAUUUUAAGUGUUUUAAUUUUAAGAUACACUUAAGUAUUCGUUGUGAUUGUAAGUGUAAAUGUUAAAUGUAUUGGCCUAUUACUUUUGUAGGUAUGUACCUAAAUUAAAAAAAGUUCAUAACUUUCGUAUUGAUUAUAUUUUUAUACGGAUGCAUAUGUAAAGAAUUUAUAAAUUUAAAACCUAAGUAGCAAUGCAAAGCAUCAAAGUUAGGUUCCUGCAUGUUUUCUGUAUACUUAGUAACAAUCAACUAUUAUGUUGAGAUUAUUUUCAAUCAAAACGGUAUUUUUCGUCUGUAGUUAGGUAAAUGAUUUAGUUCCUAGUUACCUAUUUUUAUGUUGUACUGUAAAACAAACGUCAAAGAACAAAUAAAACCCCAAACUAACUUUUUACAGAUCCAGGAAAAAAAAGUUAGAUUUUCUUUUCUUCCGAAUACUGUUGGUAAAGGAGGCUAAAGUUUAAAAUGUAAGAAAGUCCACCUUUUGAGUUUAUUCCAAUAUGACACAUAUUUUAAGAAAAUAGACUAUGUACAAGUUUUUUAUACAGGACUCGUUCUAAACAACAAAAAAUCCUCAGUGAAUUUUGGGUAAUAAUGGAUUCUAAGUUCAUGUUAUUGUAGACCAAAGAUUAUACUAUACUUAAUAAGUAUGUAAUUUAUUAUCUUAUAAUUACAUCAACUGACAAACUAGAUGUGUGUGAUGUGUUAAUAUGUGGAAACGGCCGUAUUAGACUAUGUUAACGGCACUAAUCAUGGAACAUAUAAGAGAAAAUUUGGAGUCUUUUUGAUAUUUCACCGACACCUGUAAAAUUUCUACCACUUUACGCUUUCAAAAGUGUCCAAUUCAUCCUUUAUGUUUUCUAUGUAUUUAAUGAAAGCUACUGCAAUUGGUUUCAAUAUUAUUAACCAAUUAAAACUGUGGUUUUAUGCUCCAGUUAUGGAAUGUAUGGCGCCAUUCAUUGUCAAAAUAACAAAUAUCAAUGAAACAUUUAACUUAAUGUUGAGGUAAAAUAUUACCAGCGAUUAAAAACUGAUGGUAAAUACUUGUUUUACAGCAUUUGUCUAUACCAUUCCAUUACUGGUGCCUGUUCCAUUAUGGGGGUGUUUACUAUAGUUAAUUAAAUAGCUUAUUUAAUUCGAACUUUCAUACCAUAAGUCAUCGCAAGUCAGACCCCAUAUGGAGUAUUGCUGUCACCUUUGGGCAGGAGCUCCUGCAUGCCAGCUUGGACCCUUUGACUCAGUCCAAAGGCGCGCUGUGCGAAUCGUUGACGAUCCCAAACUCACAAGCGGUAUUGAACCUUUAAGUCUAAGGAGAGACUUUGCCUCCUUGUGUGUGUUCUACCGCUUGUACAAUGGGCUGUGCUCUGAGGAAUUGUUUGACAUGAUGUCAACGGCCACUUUCUAUCACCGCACCGCUCGCCGUCGGCAGGGAGUUCACCCUCACACCUUAGAACCUAAAUGGUCGCGUACUGUGCGGUUCAAGAAGAAUUUCCUCCCGCGGACGCUCCGGCUGUGGAAUGAGCUCCCUUCCGAGGUUUUCCCGAGGGUCUACAGUAUGGGGUUCUUCAAAAAAGGAGUGUACCAAAAUCUAUUCAGAUAACUGGACUUAAUUACUUUAAAGUUUUGAACUGACCAAAUAUACCUACUCUUUAAGCUUUUUAAGAAAGGUACUAACAAACGUAGGUUUAAAUAACGUGAUAAAAUAGUUGAAAACCAGACACACUUUUAUUUGCAUGUUUCUUAUGAAACUGUGAAACACCCAAAGAAUAUUAAUAUAAUAAGUAAGUAAGUACAUAUUUUACAUGCCCAUGAACAAUUUACGGAUACGCAUUUUAAAUAUUUUAUAUAUAGUACAAUGUGAUUUUAAAAGUUAGUUAAUUAAUGAUCUUAUAAUUAUAACUAGUUUUAACAAAUUAUGAAAGAGAUAGCUAUAAUGUGACAAUGUUUUUUAAUAAAAUAAAUGAUGAGUUUUA